AUGUCUUGGUUCCAGUCGAAGAUAGCCAAAUCACACUUCUAUGUGUGGUAUCUCGGCUCAAAAGAAGCCGAUGGUGUACGCGGAUCAUCGGUGGUAUUGCCAAUAAUGCGCCAACUUCUGAAAGAUACCUUCAAGAAGACACCCAACAAAGCGACCGUGCAGAUCUCAUCAAAGGGCCUGAAACUAAUACAAACUGUUCCCGCAAUGUCACGAAAGGGAAAGGUGAAAAUGCAAAUGGUGAAGUUUCAUAUUGCUGCCAGCUGCAUUACGUACAGGUACAUUACUGAUCGCGCGGCCGGAAGUUCAACGUUCCAUAAAGGAUUUGGAGCAGCGUCUUUUUCUUGCUGGACUGCUAAUGCCCAGAGAUCUGCGAGGAGGAAAUCAUCUACAGGCGCAUCGAUUCUCACGUCUGGAGUUAUCCAACCCGUUUGGCUCGAUGCAGGCGGAACACUCGAAAGGCUGACGGACUUUGGAAGCCGUCGAUUCGACGAGUGUCCAGCAUACGCAUGA
This is a messenger RNA of Ostertagia ostertagi, 510 nucleotides long. The record is from the annotation of a GenBank genome assembly. NCBI's taxonomy places the organism in Eukaryota, Metazoa, Nematoda, Chromadorea, Rhabditida, Trichostrongylidae.